This is a messenger RNA of Entrophospora candida, 1485 nucleotides long. Lineage: Eukaryota; Fungi; Glomeromycota; Glomeromycetes; Entrophosporales; Entrophosporaceae. The record is from the annotation of a GenBank genome assembly.
AUGCAUAUUUUCAACAAGAUUCCUUUGUCAAUUUUGAAAGGAACCAAUCUUAGGGUUCCUCCAAAACUCUACAAGAAUAUUUCAUAUCAAUUUUUAAGGUUUCAUGAAAAAAAAUCAUCAUUGAUGGUGUAUGAAUCAAAAUUUUUUAAUACAAAACCAAUUAUGGCAACUAAUUUAAUUAUUGAAAAUGAUGUAAAAAAAACAAGAUCCUUUACUUUAAAUUAUUUUGUUCAUGGCUUUCAUACAUCGCAAUCAUAUAAUGUUUUGAUGCCUUACUUAUUGGCAGAUAUUGGUGAAGGUAUUACUGAAUGUGAAAUAGUACAAUGGUUUGUUCAACCUGGUGAUCACAUUUCUGAAUUUGAUAAAUUAUGUGAAGUGCAAUCAGAUAAGGCAUCUGUUGAGAUAACAUCACGUUACAUGGGUGUGGUUAAAAAUUUACAUUAUAAAGUUGGAGAUAUGGCAAGAGUUGGUAAUCCAAUAGUUGAUAUAGAGGUGGAAGAUGUUCCAGAGGAAUUGCAUCAAUCUGAAGAAUUAAAGGAUGACACUUCAUUAAAAUCUAGUGACGUUAUUAGUAGUAGUGUUACUUUAACCACAAUAGAAUCAAUAUCAUUAAAGUCACCAAGUCUAGUAAAAGGUGAUGCCAACAAAUACUUAACUCUGGCAACACCAGCAGUAAGACGAAUUGCACGUGAAAACAAUAUAGAUAUUUCAAAUAUCAAAGGCACAGAUAAAAUUAUACCGCUUUCACAUGUUCAAAAAUCAAUGUUUAAAACCAUGACGAAAUCGCUCAAGAUACCACAUUUUGGUUAUUCAGAUGAAUAUAUUAUGGACAAUGUUAUAAACUUUCGUAAAUCAAUUAAUGAACAUAUUAGUAACAAUAAGAAUCAAUAUUCUUUUGACAAAAUAUCUUUUAUGCCAAUAUUUAUCAAAACCUUUUCGGCUGCAUUGCGGAGGUUUCCAAUACUUAAUUCAUCAUUGAUAGAUUAUGAAGACGAUAAUAUGUCAAAUGUAAAACUUAAAUAUCGUAGUUCACAUAAUAUAGGUGUUGCAAUGGAUACCCCGGGAGGACUUUUAGUGCCAAAUAUUAAAAAUGUCCAAGGAAAAUCUAUACUGGAUAUAGCCAACGAAUUGAAGAGGUUACAAGAAGCUGGUAAAACUAAUUCAAUCCGUCCAACAGACUUUCAGAAUGGUACAAUAACAUUAUCAAAUAUUGGUAUUAUUGGAGGAACAUAUCUUUCGCCUGUCAUAGUUUCAUCUGAAGUAUGUAUUGUUGCAAUUGGUAAAAUACAAAAGUUGCCUAGAUAUGAGAAUAUUAGAGAUGGAUCUAGUGGUGGCAUUUAUGAGAAAUUGGUUGCUAAAAAUGUUUUGACGGUAAGUUUUAGUGCUGAUCAUCGAGUAAUUGAUGGAGCAACCAUUGCUAGAUUUUCAGAAACAUGGAGGAACUUGUUGGAAAACCCUUUAUUACUUUCCAUUGAACUUUCAUAA